Messenger RNA from Phyllostomus discolor (pale spear-nosed bat), 8414 nucleotides. It is a transcript of the gene ALPK1, whose product is annotated as alpha kinase 1. NCBI's taxonomy places the organism in Eukaryota, Metazoa, Chordata, Mammalia, Chiroptera, Phyllostomidae. The transcript has 14 exons. Gene Ontology annotation, biological process: protein phosphorylation. The coding region runs from base 226 to 4233 and encodes 1335 amino acids. The record is from RefSeq and is a predicted model, not a curated record. Gene Ontology annotation, molecular function: ATP binding; protein serine/threonine kinase activity.
AGGGGUGUGUCUUAAGGUACAAAACUGCUGGAAGUUACACAAUCGUGUGAGACAGCGACUGGCUCUGUUUUCUUUCACAUUUGCCCUUCCUGAAACCGAAGCUGUUUAUGAGAAACAGCAUGUCAACGAGGCUGUGCUGAAUUAACGUUCUUCAGAGUGUUUUUCACCUUCUUCAAGACAAUAGUGACGGAGCUCGGACCCAGAGACGCUGCCUCCUCGGGAGCCAUGGAGGACCGUCGGGGGGCCGCGGCCACGCUCCUGGAGGACUGCCGGCGCCUGCUGGCCGGGCUGCCCGAGGCGCCCGCGCCAGACGCAAGCGAGGACGUGCUGAGCGGAGCUUCCCUCCCCAGCGAGCUGAGGACCCUCAUCCAGGACGCCAAGGACAUGAAGUGGCCUUUCGUGCCUGAGAGGUGGCAGUACAAACAAGCCGUGGGCCCGGAGGACAAAGUCAACCUGCAGGACGUGAUUGGCGCCAGGCUGCAGCCGCUACUGGUGUCCUUGAAGGCCUCCAUCCUGGCCCGGGACUACGCCACCGCGGCGGCCAUCCUGUUCGUGAGCGACCGGCUCCUGUACGGGCUCGACGCGUCCCGCCAAGCCCUGCAGGUGGCCAAGGGGCUGCACAAGCUGUGGCCCGCCGCGCCCGUGGCCCCGCAGCUGGUCAUCCGCCAGGCCCGAGUGUCGGUCAACGCAGGAAAACUUCUAAAAGCAGAGUAUAUCCUGAGCAGUCUGAUCAGCAAUGAUGGAGCAACAGGUACCUGGCAAUACAGAAACAAAAGCGACCGGGUCCUGGUGCAGUCCGUCUGCGUGCAGAUCCGAGGGCAGAUCCUGCAGAAGCUAGGGAUGUGGUCCGAAGCGGCAGAGUUAACGUGGGCCUCGAUCGCAGGGUACCUGACGCUUCCUCAGCCGGAUAAGAAGGGCAUCUCCACGUCGUUAGGGAUUCUGGCAGACCUCUUUGUGUCUAUGAGCAAGCAAGAGUAUGAGAAGUUUAAAAACAGCCCACGGAUUAACUUGGGCCUGCUGAGGGACAUGGACCACCGCCUGCUGCUGGCCGCUGAAGCCUGUAAGCUAGCGGCUGCCCUCAGUCCCUACACGCCGCUCUUCGUGCUCACGGCCAUGAACAUCCGUGGCACGUGCUUGCUGUCCUACACUGGUUCUAACGACUGUCCUCCGGGCGCAAGAACCGCGCAUCUGAGGGAAGCCAGAGAGGCCUUCGAGAUCGGCCUCCUCACUCAGAGACGCGACGAGCCAGCAACGGGAAGGCAGGAGCUCCACAGUCUCCUCAGAGCGGCGUUCGGCUUGGCCACGGUGCACUGCCGGCUCCACGGGGAGACUGGGCCAGGCCGGGCGGCCCAGCAGCUCUGCUGCGAAGCCAUGGGGAAGCUGUACGCAUUCAGUGCUGCUGCUGGGAGUCAGGAGCGAGCCGUUCUCGCCCAGGAGGUCAUAUGUGUUGUUAGGCAGGUGAGGGACCAUUUGCAGGUUCAGAGCUUUGCAACCUCAGAAGACGGGGCUUAUGUCCCAGCGGGUUUCGAGUGUGGGCUGCACAAUCCCAUCCUGCACAGUCAAGUGGAUUUCCAGAAAAUCCUUGAAACCUACUCACAGCACCACACUUCCGUGUGUGAAGUAUUUAAAAGCACUUGUGAAAACAACAAAAACAAACAGAAAGAUGCCAACCCGGGAGUCUGCAUCACGGCACUUAAAACAGACACAAAAAGCGUAGAAACCAUGAUUACAGAAGACAGGCCGAGUCUCCAGGCAGGUGGGGGGAUGCCCUGCUCUCAGGUGGCUCAGAACGACUGGGAGGUACCCCGGAGGGCGGGAAGGAGAGGCUGGGCCUGUUCAGAUGCCUUCCGAGUCCCCAUGGACCCAGAUGUGGGGACCGAGAUGGAGUCACCAGGCCACCACAGCGGCAGGGGAGCUAUUUUGAGUGACAGCCAGAGCUCUUGCUCCUGGAGCAAGUUAUCAGGGUGCAGCGCUUCCACCAGCUGGGAAGAGGUGAGUGACCACGGAGACAAGAGCCCAACCAGAGGACAGCCUAGUGGAGAGCGCCUGGCGGACACUCAGGGUCCUGCAGCCGGCGUGGGAGUGCAGGGCAGUGACGAGGGAAGCACAGCUCUGUGUUCACUGGCUUCAGAGCUUCGUGGCCUCUCUUUCCCAGGGUCCAAGGAAGAUAGUUUAGAGUCCUGUCCACCUCACAUGCCCUUGGCCACUGGCCCCCCUCAUGGUGCCAGGGCCACACUCGUGACCUCCAGCGCAGAGUGGCUGGAGGAGGGUCUGGAAGAAAUGCAAGAAGUCAGAACUACAGGCUCCAGAGAUGCUUCUGCUCAUUCCAGAUCCUUGUCUGGGUCUGCUUCUUGGUCUCCUGAUCCUGGUUGGCCUAAGAACAUGGCUGCCCCUCCUUCAGUCCAAGAAGAGACCUUUGAAAUAAUUGAUGACUUUCCAGAAACCAGCUGUGAUGCCAGAGACCGGUCUGGAGGAGACAAGGGAGAGCUCACACACGGCACUGGCCUUGCAUUGACAGGGAGCCCCGCCAAGGUGGACCCGGAAGGGGAAACGGCAGACAGCACAGAGGACAUGCCCCUGGGCUCCCAUGGAGGCAUGGGCGAGUCUCUGGGCAGAAGUUCCACGGUGGCACGUCACUCUGUCACUCCUUCCUGGCCUCAUCAGAACCCAGACAGGGGACAAAGCAGGGGCUCAGCCCCAGAGCCGGACGUGGACCCUGACGCGUCCACGGUGGAUGAGCAGGGCCAGCUUCUCCAUCCCACAGGGCAGUGUGAGAACCUGAACUGGGAACAGAGCAGGGGCUCAGCCCCAGAGCCAGACGUGGACCCUGACGCGUCCACGGUGGAUGAGCAGGGCCAGCUUCUCCAUCCCAUAGAGCAGUGUGAGAACCCGAACUGGGGACAGAGCAGGGGCUCAGCCCCAGAGCCGGACGUGGACCCUGACGCGUCCACGGUGGAUGAGCAGGGCCAGCUUCUCCAUCCCACAGAGCAGUGUGAGAACCCGAACUGGGGACAGAGCAGGGGCUCAGCCCCAGAGCCGGACGUGGACCCUGACGCGUCCACGGUGGAUGAGCAGGGCCAGCUUCUCGACCUGAUGGGGCAGCGUGACCAUCCCGGGCUGUGUGCCCCAAGGCAGCCCUGUGCUCCAGGGGCUGGGCUGCCCCCUGCCCCCAGAAGCCGUGAGGACUGCACGACCACUGAGGAGGGGAAUGCGCCUGAAGACGUGCUCAACUGCAGCCACAACUCCAGCUCGUCCGCGGCAAGCUGGUGGAGCUCCCCCGUGUUCUCCAGCGGGUCCUCGGAGGGGGACAGCCCCUGGUCCUGCCUGAAUUCCAGCGGGAGCUCUUUCGUUUCCUUGGCAGGGUCAGUGAGGCAGGGGACCCUCGAGGCUCGCACCCUGCAGCCCGAUGACCUUGAAAGGCUGCUGGCAGGGGUGACACACGAGUGGCUGUUCCAGAGGCUGGAGCACACAGGGGUGUUCAAGCCCAGCCAGCUGCGCCGGGCGUAUGAUGCUCUUUUGUUGAAAUAUUCUAAGAAAUCUGAAUUGUGGACGGCCCAGGAAACUGUGGUAUACCUGGGGGACUACCUGAACGUGAAGAAGAAAGGCAGACAGAGAAACGCUUUCUGGGUCCAUCAUCUUCACCAAGAAGAAACGCUGGGGAGGUAUGUUGGGAAGGAGUACAAGGACCCGAAGAAGCUGUGGCUCCAUUUCUCCGAUGUGGAGCGGCAGAUGACCGCCCAGCACUACGUGACCGAAUUUAACAAGAGACUUUAUGAACAGAAGAUCCCCACGCAGAUAUUCUACAUCCCGUCCGCAAUACUGCUGAUUCUAGAGGGCAAGAGGAUACAAGGAUGUGUCAGUGUGGAACCUUACAUUCUGGGAGAGUUUGUAAAAUUAUCAAACAACACGAAAGUGGUGAAAACAGAAUACAAAGCCACGGAAUAUGGCCUGGCUUAUGGACAUUUUUCUUAUGAGUUUUCCAAUCACAGAGAAGUUGUGGUAGAUUUACAAGGCUGGGUGACUGGUGACGGGAAGGGGCUCAUCUACCUGACAGACCCCCAGAUCCACUCUGCUGACCAGAAAGGCGUCGCUGCCAACUUUGGAAGACGGGGCAUUUCUUACUUCUUCAACCACCAGCAUGUGGCCUGCAAUGAGAUUUGCCGUCGUCUGUCUCUGACCAGGCCGUCGGCUGAGGGCCCAAACCAGCCUCGGGCGGCGCAGGUCGGGGGCUGACGGCAUGAGGCGAGCUCUCUCCUGCAGGUACGUGGGGCUCGCAAAGCCUGGUCCAAGGGGGCUGGGUCUGGGCCGUGACUUGUGAGGGGAGCUGGUGAGUGUCAGUCAGUUCCAGGCCCACAUUGAAUGACAGUGUGAGGCCUAUGGAGGCUCCCUGCUUCUGACACAACCACUGUUCUUCCCUCACAGUCCUUUCCCCCAAUACAUGUCCCGUGUGUCUGAUCCCUUCUUAGGAUUGGCUCCUUGAAGAACCCGUACUAACCAGUUUCUUAAAGAAAUGGGAAAAAUUACCUUAUUAACGAAAUAAAGGGAAGAAAUCAUACUAUAAUAUCAAAAGAUGCAAAAAAGUGACUUAAAAUUGAAACUCAAUUCAUGGUUAUAAGCUCUUUGCAAACAGGGCAUAAAGCAAUGACAGAAUUGGGAAAUCUCCAUCUUGCAUUAAUGAAACGGACCCGGGCCAGGUGACCAUGAAGGGCACACUGUCCACGGGCUGGGGGGACUCAUGCUGGCGGUGCUGACGGGGGCCGCUCCCCCUCGGUCAGCCUGUCCCCUGAAAGUGGGAUGAGAAACCAACGACAAAACAGCACCUGGGGACAAGCAGGGAUUUUCCACGUGAGCUGGGUGUUCGGUACCAUCAGGGAAGUGAUGUCUUUAACAUUUCUAAUUUCCUUCUCUGGUCUUUCAUAUUUCUUUCUGAUAGCAAAGUUGAUACUGGGAAAUUUUCAAGUGGUUUUUUUACAAAAAUUCCAUUACACUUUUCUAAAUUGAACUAAAUAGAUGACUUUGUAUUUUAAUCUUUUGCCUGUGGAGUUGUGAGAGGGCGGUAUUUAAAUAGCUAACUUCCAGAGGUGGAGUUAGACAGGAGGAGACUGGUUGUGUUCCUUGGAUGUCGGGAGGUCGGGCACUGUUCUCGUGGGAGGCAAAGCUCGUCUCAGCCGUCUGCACACACAGACUCCUCCACGCAGACUAGGUGUGAAGUGGGGUGGGGGGUGGUGAGAGAAAAACAAAUCUCUUUGUUAUGGUGCAUAAGCGGCGCGUGAGCAAGCUUCGCAGCUGUGCCAGGAGCUCGGGCUUUCAGCACAUAAAGCCAGUGUGAAUAAUCCUUUCUCAGAGCAGUGGCUUUGUCAGGUGAACUUGAACGGCGUCGGAUCUGCCCAUUCCCACCGCACUCGGCCUGUCCCCCCGGGGCCUUCGCCAUCUUGGCUGUUGUUUAAAGAGAACGAGCAAUCCAUCAUUGGCCCAGGGAGCCACUUUCUCAUGGAAAAGUCAGGCCAGCCUGUGACAGGGCGCUGCCCCAGUGUUCUGCAGAUUAAACGGCACUUGGCAACUCACGUGCUCCCAGAAGAUUAAGUGGGUUAUCUUGUUGUGCGGCCCAGACAAAGGGCUCCCCUCACAGGCAGGGGAGCCUUACAGAAGCUGGGAAGGUGGAAAACAGAAUUUUACAAGAAAACUUACCCAGGAUGUUAUUUUCCAUUUACCUAUCUCCCCCACAGACCACGGCACAAAGCAGAACCCACCUGCCUGGGAGGUGCAAGGUCAUCCCCAGGUAUGGCCGCCCCUUCCCGGUCUGGCUACAGGUGACAGAGACAUGGUGAUGCAUUUCCUGAGGGGCAUCAGGGGUCCUGCUGCUACAGUAUCAAGUUUCUAACAUGGUAACCCGUGGUGUGGUCCACACAGUAAUAAAAUCCUGCAUGAAUCUCCUACAGAGAUGAGCUUACAGUGCAAGCUGGGGGUGUAGCCUUUAACUUACCAAGCCAAAGCAAAUGUUUAUCAUAUUACAGAAAAUAGUAUUUUUUAAAUCAUUGAAUCUCUAGGGCAUGUGCUGUUUUUAGAACUGAUUUUCAAAAGCAAGAAGAAAAAUACAAACAUAGUGUUUAAUUUUAUAUUAAGUAAAUACAUUAAUUAAAAUUAUUGUAAGAACAUAUCUUUCUAAUUAAAUAUUUUUUAAAACUUAAAAUAAUGUAAAAGUUCAGUUUGUGUUUUGCCAUUUAGACACUGGGAAAGAUACAGACAACAGAGAAAGAAUCUCGAUUCCUUUCAGGUUCUGGUGGACUUGAGGCAGUGCUAUUAUCAGAAAUGUCUUCAUUAUUUAUAUUUGGUGCAUAUUGUGACACUGCAAAUUCUCUCUUAAAGUACAGGCCAUUUUUCUAGUGAGAGGGAUUUAGAAUCAAAGAGUGCUCUGUUACCUUUAACUGAAUCUUCAAACACACCCCCUCUCACUGCCUGUGCGUUCCCUAAACGUCCCGUCACAGCACAGGGCAGCCGUGGGCCGUGUGCACGUUGCUCACGCAGCACGACGACAGAGUCAUCCUCCACUUCCUAUACAAAUCACCAAAACAACCAGGGGCUGUAGAAACACUUUUGUUAGACAUUUGACAUUGUCUUGUCCAAAUAGCAGAAGGACCCACAGCGACUGGCUCUCAGUAGUGAGCCUUCCCUCUGGGCAGGGCACCUGGGGCAUCUGCAGUGUCCCCUUGGGCCAGACCGAGGUCCCUGAGCCACCUGCAUCAGCGGGCACAGGACCCAGGGACAGGAGCCUCUGGCCAGCUGCACCCUUCCCGGCCUCCAGGGCAUAUUUGUGUCAGAGCCGGGCCGGCCAGGCCAGCACACAGCCUCUGAGCCUGCGGCCUGCUUGCCCAGCACAGAAACACAAGGAAGACUCUCAAUGCAUGUAAAUGUUCAGAGCGAUGGGGCCCAGGGGCCUUUGCAAAAAUGCAAAGCCACAGAUUGUUCCAACAAAGGAAAUUUGAAAUGCCAAAGUCCUAGGGCUUCGACUGACCUGGGUAUUAGAGAGAGCACCACAGCUCUGUGCAACUCACAAUCUCCCGCCAGACUGGUCCGCCCACCCCUCCUGCCCCUCACGUCCCAGAGUCCCCACGGUGUGGCCUCUGCGCUGUCUAAGCUGAGCAAGGACACACACGCAGAAAGCACCACCCGCAAGCCUCUCAAGACGACAGGAUCUCAUGGCAAGGUGGAUUAAACUUGGCUUCUCUGAAAGUGCAUCGCCAAGUAUCAGCUCCACUACGUUCCCCUCUGGGUCACCAGAGGGACACAGACGGGGGGGGGGGGGGGGGGGGGGGGCGGUUAGGGGACAAGUGCACCCUGCAGGGGCCAGCAGCCUCUUGUGGUUGGCCGUGGCUGCACAGCAGUUGAUGAUUAGGAUACCGACAGUGCCAACUUGCCCUCGAUGUCAGAAGAAGGCCAGUCUUUGUCACCAAUAACUUUAAGAAUUAAAUAAAGUACAGAUCAGUAGGAAUUAAGUGCUUGGUCAUGUGGUGGACAUCAACUGUUUCAUUUCCUUGGCAGUUUUUGAAGAGACACGAAAAAUGCUGUGCUCAGAACAUCUGCGACCCAGAUUGGAUCUCAGAUACUAAAAGAUGAACUGAUUCUUGAAGAAAAUUAAUGUUUUAUAAUUUUGAAAAUCAACCCAGCUAUUAAGAAAAUACUGUUUUCAGGAAGGAUUUCAUUGUCUAAUACAGCUGACUCAUGCACCUGCUGAAAGAGAAGAGACUGCUAAGGUUUGCAUAUUUAUUAGGGUAUUUCCUUUGAAAAGAUUAUCUAUUCCCUUCUGCUGAAAAUGGGUUCCCUUUGUCCCUGCAAAAUAACCCUAGAGUUAUUUUUUCUUUCAACCCUAACAAUAUGUUUAUGAAAAGAAGUAAGGUUCAGAGAGCCACCAGCACCUAAGUCUAAAUGCAACAGUGUGACCUUUAAGGAAAUACACCCACUUUUUUGGUGGUGGGGGGGACCUUUUAAAAAUCCAGACCAGGUGGCUGCUUCUCAGCUGCAAAGGCCCCUGUCCACAACUUUAAGUAGAACUGACCCUUGGUGUCCCUCUCAGCUGUGGGAUGGAGGGAACAAGUGAGAAGACACACCCACCUUUCCACCCUAGGCCUGCACACAGAGGCUCAUGCACAGAUACACACACGUGCUCGUGCACACAGACACACGUGCACACACACUCAAUCACACACAGAGGCUUCCUUACACUGUCACAAAUUUCUGUGGCAGGGCCUCAAUCGCACAGUAAUUACUUGUUUAUGUGUCUGCCUCCCCAUUAGCUUGGGAGCACGUGACAGCGGGGACCUAGUUCAGUGUGUCAGCCCCAGGGCCAGCCCGGCCCCCGGCUGUCAGUGAGGCCUUGUUGAAUGAGCGAACUGAAUCAUUAAAACUCACAAGAUGAA